This is a messenger RNA of Toxoplasma gondii ME49, 2468 nucleotides long. RefSeq lists its product as hypothetical. Lineage: Eukaryota; Apicomplexa; Conoidasida; Eucoccidiorida; Sarcocystidae. The transcript is spliced from 2 exons. The record is from RefSeq and is a predicted model, not a curated record. Bases 52 to 2442 code for a protein of 796 amino acids.
CGCCUUCGCGCUCUCCUUUCUCAUUUCCAACAUUCAGCUCCUCUGCGUCAGAUGCCGCAAUCGUAUCCUGGUUCUUCGCCCCUCUGCCGCCAGCAGAGCUCACCAAGAUCCGGGACUUUGUGUCCGUCCUGUGCUCCUCCUCUGCCAGGAACGGCGGAGGAACGCAGGCCACAACUCGAGGAAGUCUCGGCCUCUGUCUGUACCUCGUCCUUAUCAGCUGUCUGUCCUCUUCUUCACUGGGGCAACCGGAAACGGAAAGGCCAGACUUGCUCAUCUGCUCCAGAGUCUGCUUCUCGUCUCCCGUCUGUUUCGCCUUCUUGUCUGUGGGAAGCACAACACUCGCAGCAAAGAGCGUCCGCGCCGUCCGCCAGUGCAGAUCCGCGCUCUGUGCUUCAGCUGUCGACCGCCGAUUCGCACCCGCUUCUCCCCGCCCCCCAGUUUCUCUCUUCCUCGCCGAACCCAGUCUCGAGGUUCCCGCCUUCUUCAGAGGCAAACGCAAAUGAAGAGUGGACUGGCACACAUGCAGGGGAAGAGGAGCGGAACGAAGAAGAACGGCGAGAAACUGGAACACGGAGAGGUGAAGAAGUAACGCAAGAAGGUGAAACAGAGAAGCCUCUGAACGGGGAGAAGAGGCGUGCGAACGCGAAGGACGUGCGGCUGCAUGCGGAGCAGCAUCGGCGACGCGGAGGGGAGAACAGCAGGGGAGAAACAACCGCAAAUGACAGGCGAGAGGAGAGCGCGGCGAAUGGAGAGAGAAGGAUUCUGGAAGAAACAGAAGCCGGAAAACCGGAGAAGACGAAAGAAACCUACUACUCACUGGGAGGAUUGGAUCGACGCCUGAAAGGAACAGAAGACACAACAGAAGCAAUCCAAGGUGGAGGCGGAAUCGAGGAAGACCGAAGGGAAGAAAACGAAGAGACAGACAGAGGCGAAGAGGAACACGCAGAGACUCCGAGAUUUCAGAAUGGGCAAAACGGGAACUGCUGCCGAGAGGAAACGAGCCAUGAGAUGACAGUUCUGAAAACAGCAGCAAGUGAAGGAGACGAAUCUGUCGUGUACACCGGAAUCGAUACAGUGAAAGACGGAAGGAAAGACAGCGAGGAACGAAAAAACAGACUCUCUCGAGGAGGAGCUUCUGAACUCGUAUGCCUGGCGAGGUUGACAAGCGAGCAAAGCGUUUCCUCGGUUCCGAGACUUCCAACAGAACUCGCACGCGUCGUCCAGCAGCUGCGGCGCCUCAAGCGAGAGCGAGAUCGCCUUUCUAAGCGCAUCGGAUUUCUCCAGAAGUUUGUCAGAAAGAGACUGACUGCGGGAAACGAGACGGCAAGGCCGAAGCGAGCGCAUGCAGUUUACCAACUUUCCAUGGAGAGGCUGAGACCGCGUGGGGAACUCGGCAGAGAAGAGAGCGACAAGCAGGGACGCGAAGACAACCGAAAAGGGAAGAGCGAGUGUGGCGAACGAAGAGGAGGAGAACACGAAGUGGACGGACACACAGAUGAGAGGCAAGAUGAAGAAGAAGUGAGAGAAGAGAAGACGCGACGAGAGAGAGAACGCGAGCCGGAAGAAGAGCGAGAAGAGAAAAGAGAAGAAAGAGAAGAUGGAGAAGAAGAGAGAGGAGAUGGAGAGAAAGCGAGAAGACUCGAGCCAGCAGAACUGAGGGGAGAGGCGCGCGAAGAACGGAGAGAAGGCGGAGAAGACGAGAAGGCGACAAUGAUGGAAAGAGAGCGAGAACCAGGAGACGCAUCCAGGCUAGGAGAUAGAGAAGCUGACACCGAAGUCGGUCGCACGAGAAAAGACAAACAUCCUAAAAAAGGAGAUAUCAGAUGGCAUUUAACGAGGAACGCGAAUCAAACCGACUCAACCAAAGCAGAGGAAGCGAGGUGGGGAAGCACCGCGUCUUCGCCCGCGAUCGUGUGCCUGCCGGCAAAAACCAGACAGCCGCGGAGACUUGCGGAGCUCAGUUCAGAAGGAGGAAAAGCACCAAGCAACUGCAGCCUCGAUGUCGCUUCAUCAGAAACUCUUCUCUGGAUGAGGUUCACGCCAGAAUCGAAGAAGCAGAAAAGAACAGGAAAGCCAAGGAGGAGCGAUCCAAAGGUCUCUUCAGGUCCCUCCUCCUCUCGCUUGCAUCUCCUGCCUCCGCGUUCCCUUCCGCAGUCUGCUUCCUCUUCUUCUGUCUCUUUCCUGUCUUCUGCUACUUCCCUCUAUGCAGGUUUCCCCGGAGAGAGAAACGGAAGUGUCACCGGCUGUCGAACCGAGGAAGACCCACACACACGCGUGCUCGGACUUGCCUCUGUAGAUCGGCAGAAACCGGGUUUCUUCUGCAAGAGUGAAACAGGAGCUCUUUCGCGUUCUUCUCUUCUUUCCACUAAGGCGCUUGCCGCAAAGCGAGCAGUCGCUCGUUGUCCGUUGGAGGAAGAUGGGAGGAGCAGAGUCUCGAAAUAGAAGACUGUGAACGCAAAGAAGGGCGU